CUGCAGGGACAGUCUUCCCGCAGCAACCUCCGUGGUGUGAGUUUUCCGUUCCAUUUUGUUCCAGUGUGGGGCUGGGUGUCCUGGCACGUGGGCGACGCAGGGAGGAAAUCCUUAAAGUGCCAGAAGGCUACAGGACGCCAUUCCCGACAGUCAGUGUAUCUUCUCACAGCAACCGGCAGAACCAUGGCAACAACUCCUGAUGCUGCUUUUGAGGCCCUCAUGAAUGGAGUCACCAGCUGGGAUCUCCCUAAAGAAUCCACUCCCAGUGAACUCCUUCUUAUUGGGGAGGCUGCCUUCCCAGUGAUGGUGAAUGACAAGGGCCAGGUGCUCAUCGCUGCCUCUUUCUAUGGCCAAGGCCGCCUUGUAGUCUUAUCCCAUGAGAGCUACCUGCUGCAUGCUGGCUUGGCUCCUUUUCUUCUCAAUGCAGUGAGUUGGCUCUGCCCCUGCCCAGGGGCUCCCAUUGCAGUGCAUUCUUCCUUAGCAUCAUUAGUUAACAUCCUAGGUGACUCUGGGAUAAAUGCACUGGUUCAGCCUGAGCCUGGAGAGGCUCUGGGAGUUUACUGCAUUGAUGCCUACAACGACACCUUGACCGAGAAGCUGGUCCGGUUUGUGAAGCAUGGUGGGGGCUUGCUCAUUGGAGGCCAGGCUGGGAAUUGGGUCAGUCACCAUGGCAGUGACAAGGUGCUGUUCAGUUUCCCUGGGAACCAGGUGACAAGCGUGGCUGGAGUGUACUUCACAGAUGUCUGUGGGGAUACAGACCGGUUCAAGGUCUCUAAGAAGGUACCCAAGAUCCCGCUCCAUAUCAGGUGUUGGGAGGAGCUCGGGCGUGACCAGGAGCAGCUUCUGGAUGGGAUCUCUAUGUUGGACAUCAGGACCGGGGGUGUCCCCUCACAGUUGUUGGUGCAUGGGCCCCUGGCCUUCCCUGUGGGGCUCGACAACUCCUUCCUUAGCUGCUUCCUAGCAGCUGCCCGCUAUGGCCGUGGUCGUGUGGUGUUGGCUGCCCAUGAGGCCAUGCUCUGGGCUCCUAAGAUGGAACCCUUUUUACUCAAUGCUAUACGUUGGUUGUCCAGAGACCAGAGAGAUAAUAUUGGGGUGAACAAAAGUCUCAAGAAUCUGAAUUCCCUAUUGUUGAAGCACGGCUUGAAAUGCAGCCUGGAGUCCCAUUUGACCAACGAUAUGUGUGUGUACUGCUGUGUAGCUUAUAGUGACCAGGAGGCCAAGAAAAUACAGGAGUUUGUAGCAGAGGGUGGAGGGUUGCUCAUUGGUGGUCAGUCCUGGUGGUGGGCUUCCCAGAACCCAGGGAGCUCUGCUUUGGGUAGUUUCCCUGGGAAUGUCAUCCUCAAUACUUUUGGCCUCAGCAUUUUGCCUCAGACCCUCAGCCCGGGCUGUUUCCCUCUCCUUCAUAUAGAUAUUAGAAGCUACCACUUUCGAAGGGCUCUUUCUGAGUUCCAGGCUAUGUUGAAACACAAGGAUGGGAACUUGGAAAAGAGGUAUUUGGGAAAAUUCGGAGUAGAUGGGGCAGGCUUUCUUCAGAUUCCUGCACGGGGAGUUCCUGCUUAUUUAUCUGUGCACCGGAUCCUGAGGAAAAUGCUGCGACAGUCAGGCCUCCCAGCUGUGAGCAAGAAUAAUCCAGUGUCCAGUCACUCCUAUGAGGCUGCACUACUCCAGCUAGCCACACAGCUGGCACAUUCUGGGACUGAUUGCUCCCAGAUAGCCCAUAACCUUGGCACUCAGACCUGCUCCUCCUCCAAUCUCUGCUCCUCAGAACACCCCAUUACUGUGGAGAUCAAUGGAACCAACCCAGGUGACAAGGAUGUCUGGAUGAGCACUGGGCUCUACCUCCUGGAGGGACAAAGCACAGAGAUCUCUGUCUCUGAAGCUGCUGCCUCGGCUGGUCUGAAGGUGCAGAUUGGAUGUCACACUGAUGACCUUAGCCAGGCCAUACAACUGUUUCGAGCCCCUGUGGUAACUUACCAGUGCUGUAUGAACAAAACCCAACGGUCAGUCUCCUGCCUCUGGGGUGGUCUCCUGUACAUCAUUGUGCCCAAAGGCUGUCAACUUGGCCCCGUAUCUGUUACCAUCACAAAGGCAGUGCCUGCCCCAUACUACAAGCUAGGCAAGACAUCACUGGAGGAGUGGAAGAACUGCAUCCAGAAGAACCUGGGCCCCUGGGGAGAGCUGGCCACAGACAAUGUCAUCCUGACGGUGCCAACUGCAAACCUUAAGACUCUGGAAGAUCCAGAGCCUCUGCUCCAACUCUGGGAUGAGAUUAUGCAGGCUGUGGCCAGGCUAGCAGCCCAGCCCUUCCCUUUCAAAAGACCUGAGAGAAUUGUCACUGAUGUGCAGAUAUCAGCAGGCUGGAUGCAUUCAGGAUACCCCAUCAUGUGCCAUGUGGAGUCCGUGCAGGAGCUAGUCAGUCUGGCGGACAUAAGAAGUAAGGGCCUGUGGGGACCCAUUCAUGAGCUGGGCCACAAUCAGCAGUGCCGUGGUUGGGAGUUCCCCCCACAUACCACCGAGGCGACCUGCAAUCUCUGGUCAGUCUACAUUCAUGAGACAGUCCUGGGGAUUCCCAGGGCCCAGGCCCACCCUCAACUGAAACCUGAAGAAAGAGAAAAGAGGAUUAAAGAACACCUUCAGAAGGGAGCACCCCUGCAUAACUGGAAUGUCUGGACAGCACUGGAGACAUAUCUGCAGCUCCAGGAGGCCUUUGGGUGGGAGCCAUUCAUCAACCUCUUUGCUGAGUACCAAACCAUUUAUCACAUUCCUGAAGACAAUGAGUGCAAGAUGAACAUAUGGCUGAAGUUGUUCUCUGAAAAAGUGCAGAAGAACCUGGUUCCUUUUUUUGAAGCCUGGGGCUGGCCUAUCCAGAAGGAUGUGGCUGAAGACCUGUCCUACUAUCCUUCCUGGCAGGAUCACCCCCUGAGGAUGUACAUGGGGAGGGAGUAGUAGGGACCCUGGAGCCUGCUGGGGUUGGGGGAAGGGCUUUGGGUUUGGGUGAAAUGGGUGGGAUAAGACAUGACAACAGUACUAACUUUACUGUGUUCUGGCUUGAGACACUCACUGCCUUAACUAUUUUUCUCCACUGUUUGUUUGGCUUUAAAACAUAUUUUGGGUUGUUUUAAAUAUCAUUCCAUGCUUUCUUGUGAAAGCUACUUGUGAUAAUGACCCUAGUGAAUGUCUCACAUCCCAUCAGCACAUCCCAAACUCAGGGAUCAUUUCCUCAGAUACCACCAGUAUCCCCUAGCAGAUAACCAGCACAUGAAAAGCACUAAGAAAAUACUUGUUAUAUGAAAGGUCACUAAAGUCUCUUGACACAGAAGGAACAGUUAAGUGUGUUGUCCUAAGAGUUGUGUACAGUGUUUUCUCUCAGUUACAUGGGUAAUCUUUCAUCAGUUAGUAUCUCCUUAUCAUACAGGAGAAAAUGCCAUGGCUAUUAAACAACUUCUAUAGUCAAGACUGAGAAGAGAAGGUGUCAGAUUUCACAGAUGUCUAUAACAGUCACAGACUGUAGAUCUUAUCUUCAACAGAUUGAUAACGUUAACAAAAAUUUGCUCAAGAGAUAGAAGUUUAAUGACCUUGACUUGCUUUCCUAUGUUCAUUAUUGAAUUUUGACUAAAUACUAAUUGAAUGUUUUCAUCAACUAAUCUUCCCUUUACUUCAAGAUUCAUCUGUCUUGAGAGGAAACCAGCCUUGGAAAAGUAUUUAAACCAAGGAAUUUCAUUUCUCAAUCUGAUGGUAUUCUUAAUCAUAAUGGGAGGGAGAGGUGAGCAGGGAGCUAAUUAAUGCUGGAAUUAAUGGGUUAUUUAAGACACCAAACCAAAUCCUAACCUUGUACAUACCACCUCUCUGUAGGAUCUGGAGCCCAGUGAUGGUAUCUUCUCAUUCCUGCAGAGAGACCCUGGCUCUACCUCUUGUCUUUGUGCCCUUGGUUGAUUAUCUGUGGCUGCAAUACCCACAGAUUAUGCUUGCAUACAUUAAAAACAGACUUUUUUUCCUGCUCACAAUUUUAUAGUUCUAUGUUUAGAAAUCUUAUUUAGGAAAAAAUAUUAAAUAAUAGUAAGCUCAGAAGUCCCACCCCUUGUUAGAGAUCUAUUGGCAGUUUAUGGCUGCUGGAAGGGAGUCAGCUUUCUUCAGCUAUGUGGUCCCUGGGAGGCUACCUAUGCGGGCGAUACGCCCACACACACAUAGGCAACACUAUGGACUUUAAAAUGAGCACAUGAAUUUAGGAGGGAAUUGACAUGUGGGAAUAGGGGAUGAAAGAGAAGGACAUGGGAAAUGGUUUUGAUCAAAGCACCUUAGUAUAUACAUGUAUGGAAUUCUCAACUAAUAAAAAUGAAAAUGCUAGAUAUAAAU
Mastomys coucha (southern multimammate mouse) is the source of this 4353-nucleotide messenger RNA. RefSeq names its product TRPM8 channel-associated factor 2. NCBI's taxonomy places the organism in Eukaryota, Metazoa, Chordata, Mammalia, Rodentia, Muridae. The record is from RefSeq and is a predicted model, not a curated record. Bases 184 to 2946 code for a protein of 920 amino acids. The transcript has 8 exons. Gene Ontology annotation, biological process: negative regulation of anion channel activity.